CACACAGUAGGCGCCUCGCCCGCCCGCGCCGCCGCCCCCCCCCCCCGCUCCAGGAAGUGCGGGGGCUCCGGCGCCGGCCGCCGCGAUGCAUUCUGGGCCAGCAGCAGCACCAGAGCGAAGAUGGCGGCCAGCAGGAGGCUGAUGAAGGAGCUUGAAGAAAUCCGCAAAUGUGGGAUGAAAAACUUCCGUAACAUCCAGGUUGAUGAAGCUAAUUUAUUGACUUGGCAAGGGCUUAUUGUUCCUGACAACCCUCCGUAUGAUAAAGGGGCCUUCAGAAUUGAAAUCAACUUUCCAGCAGAGUACCCAUUCAAACCACCGAAGAUCACAUUUAAAACGAAGAUCUAUCACCCGAACAUUGACGAAAAGGGGCAGGUCUGUCUGCCAGUAAUUAGUGCUGAAAACUGGAAGCCAGCAACCAAGACUGACCAAGUCAUCCAGUCCCUCAUAGCACUGGUGAACGACCCCCAGCCCGAGCACCCGCUCCGGGCUGACCUAGCUGAAGAAUACUCUAAGGACCGUAAAAAAUUCUGUAAGAACGCUGAAGAGUUUACAAAGAAAUAUGGGGAAAAGCGACCUGUGGACUAAAAUCUGCCGCGAUUGAUUCCAGCAAGUGUGAGCAGAGACGCCGAGCAGUGCAUUCAGACACCCCACGAAGCAGGACUCUAUGGAAAAUUGACAUGUGCCACCGCCUGGCGUCUGCUUGUGGCAGUUACUAACUUUCUACAGUUUUCUUAAUCAAAAGUGGUCUAGGUAACCUGUAAAGAAAGGAUUAAAAAUUUAAGAUGUUCUAGUUCUGCUUUCUUUGUUUUAAAAAUCACUGCUUCAGUCUACUUUAAAAGAAUGGUGUUUCUUUUGCUGUCCAAAUUUAUCCAAAAUCUUCAAUUUACAUUUAGCCCAUAAGGUUAAAAAAAAGUUGUGGUUCCCCUCUUCCCCUGCCCUUGCAACUCCCACUUUCUUGCAUUUAGUUUGUUUUUCACUCACUUCCCCAAACCCAGGCCCCGCCUCCCGAUGGGAGGGGCAGUGGAGGCCUCUUCAGCUCCUCUGCUCCCUUCCUUGGCGCGCGGCCUGGUGUGGGAGUCGGUUAAGAUUCUCUUGACUCUGAUUUAUAAUAUCCUUUUAAAAAAAUUAAAAAACAAGCAAACAACCAUCUCCACUCCCACCCCCUCCCAAAAACAAAGCUGUGGAAAGGGAGGCCUAGCUCUGCUGUAAAACUCUGGCUAAUGUUACCCCAGUAAUGCUGACCAGAUUGGCAGACCCUGCUGUCCGUGUCAUGAUGAACUCCACCUGGACCGGCCUGCUUAGGGAGACCCCCCCAGCACCAGGUCUGCGGCAGCCCCCAGGGGUAUGCCAGCCAGAGCACGGUGCACUUGCGGGAGGAAUUUUUCACCAGAGAGGCUCCCGAGGCCACAGGUUGCCACUCCUCCCUGCAGCUGUUCUAGAAGAUGUCCAGGUCCCUGCGGACAGUGCUAAAGCCAGAGUGUCUACUUGAAAUUCCACGCUCACCUGUCACCGACGUGUCCACCCGACGUAGCUCAGAGCUCACCCUCUGCAUCCUCAGUGCAGCAGCCCCACCGCGGCCCUUCCUCAGCACGUUUGACCCUCUGGCAGACUCCUCUGUCACUGGCACCAGCCUGGGGUCGCCGGCGCCCCACUGGCCCUUCCUCUGGAGCAUCCAGCCGGCCCAGCCCAGGAACAGGACGGCCUCCCCCUUCCUCUGGACUCAUGGCCUUCGCGGAGUCAGGCUCCACGUGAAGCUCACUCAGUAAUAUCCUUUACAUGUUUUAUAUUGUUUUGACUGCCUUUUUUUGUAGAAAUAAAAAUUGACCUUAGAAUUUAUCAUCAGAUGAACUUGUAAGGAUUUGAAUGUUAAUGUCUUUUCAAAGCAAGUGGGACUGUCCCUGAAAUAGUAGAGUCCUUGUCACUGACACCCAGGGGAAGCCAGUGGUCCAAGCACUGUGUGUCACCACCUCCACUUCUGCCACUGGUGGCUUCCCUUCUGGGCGCUCCAGGGGCUAGAUCCUGUGGAGAAGAUGACUUAAACUUGGCUCUCUGUUUUAAUUUUAGUUCUAUAACUUGAGGUCUUUCCAGGCUUGCAGACCUGAGGUGGCUUGUGUGCAGAGGUGGGGUGAUGGUGGGUGAGGCCGCAUACGUGCAGCCUGCGGCGGGUCUCAUGAACGCAACUUCUUUAGUCCCAGGUACGCAAGAGGCACGUUCUGGAGCCUCCCGUGCGCCCGGGCUGGUGAGGGCGCCGGCCAGCACAUCCACGUCUGUCUCUUCAUUAGCAGAAAGGUGAUGAUGGACUUUAUUUCACUCACACGCAGAUUUGUAAUAAAAUGCCAAAUUCUGUCAGAAGCUAUCCAGAUAAGCCACCAUUUGUUCUCGUCGCUUCUCUGAAUCCAGAAAUAUUGCCAUUCCUGGGAACUGUCCCAUUGCUUCGUAUUUCUACCAGCGUAGCUCUGCCCGCCCAUCGCCCCUUCCCUUCUCUGCUCACCACCAGGAGGACGUCCACCAUGGUCGAAGCCGGCGGCCCCUCAGGGACUUGCAUCCCCUGGCAUCACAGCCAGGGUUCGCCCAUCAGCAGGGGCCUGGCCUCCGAGAGCGGGGUGGUGGGCGGUCCCUCCCUCCGGCUGGGCUCCUGCUCCACCAGCGGGCACUCCCCGAGCCCUCGGGCAGGCCUGAAGCGUGCCAGCAGGCAGCCUUGCUGCUCUGGGGCAGACAGCUGGAUCCCCCAGAGCAGGGGAGGGCUGUGAUCACCACACCUCCGAUGGGCCCUGUGGGAAUUCACGCUCCUGCCCGGUCCCCCCACCCCUCCCCCUAUGGUGGGGACUAGGCUUUCUAAGAUGCUGCGAUCUACUCUGCUGCCCUUAAUAAAAAUGCUCUCGGACACUC
This is a messenger RNA of Balaenoptera acutorostrata (minke whale), 2889 nucleotides long. RefSeq names its product ubiquitin conjugating enzyme E2 L3 (gene UBE2L3). The record is from RefSeq and is a predicted model, not a curated record. The coding region runs from base 121 to 585 and encodes 154 amino acids. The transcript has 4 exons. Lineage: Eukaryota; Metazoa; Chordata; Mammalia; Artiodactyla; Balaenopteridae.